GAGGUUGUCAGGGGCAACUGGUAGAGACGCUUUAUGCUCACACAGGAGGCUAAGCGACAACAGCACUGGGAGGAAGGUGGUUGGUUUCGAGUUUUAACAAACGAGUUGGCGACAAUUUGAAGAAAGUGACGCGGAGAAAGAUACACUGGGGACAUGGCGGUGUAUUUUGACCACCGUAUUGAGGCCCCUGAAAGCAGUGGUGCACCCAUUCAAAUAACCUGGCACUCAGCUCUUCCUGUGCUGGCUGUGGCUUCAGGCAACCAUGCAGUUGGAUACAUUGUAGAUCUCUACCUGCAGCAGGGAGAGUACGUGGAGAAUUGUCAUGUCCAACGCCCUCACCAUCCCACAGUGCUGCGCUGGCAUCCCACAAAGCCUGUGUUGGCACUAGGCUGGGAGAACGGAGAGGUGAUGCUGCUGACACACCCGUCUGGAGAUCAGGCAGUCCUGCCCACCUUACACACAGCCUGCAUCACACUGCUGGAAUGGAGUAGCUCUGGUAGCCGCUUGGUAACUGGUGAUCUUAUUGGAGUUCUGGGAGUGUGGAAGGUAGAUGCUAGAGGGCGACUUCAAGGAAACCAUCUAGUAAAGCAUGAUUACAACAAACCUCUAACUUGCUGCAUCUUCAGACCCGCCUCCCCUGGAGAUGAUGUUAAAAUGCUUGCUCGGGCAUCAGUGAGUGGAGAUGAGAGUGCUCUGGACAUGUUCAGCUGGAAAGGAGCGCCUCUGAAGAUGGGCCCACAGGAGGGACUGGCAUUCUAUGUCAGCACUGCAGAUGGUAAAGUCCACAGUGUGGAUGAGCAUUGUAAAACAAGCCCACUUCUCAGUGUGGAGGGCUCCAUUAAGAAACUCUUCUAUAUUGAGAAGAGGGAGACGCUCGCAGUGAUCACAGAGACCCUAAUGUUAUCACAAUACACUCUGGGACCUGAGGGUGGAGCACAGGUGUUCAUGGAGGUUAAGUUGAGCAGCAGGUCAGGAGAUAAUGUAGACAUUGUCUGGACAGAGAACAGCCUCCUCAUUACAGCCACAGGAGAGCCUAUUAUCAGGCUGUGGGACCUGGAGAGAGACGACAACUAUGUUUUGUCUCUUGAUGAGACUUUGGGCUUCGAGAGGAAAGAGGUGAUCAACUGUGUUUCAUACUGUGCAGGAAAAGAAAUUCUUGCAGCUGGUACCUCCUGUGGGCGAAUAGCAAUGUGGAGGAUGGUGGUGCUGCCUGGUAGCAACAGAGGUGACGCCAGGACCCAGUGGAAGCUACAGACACCCACUGAAAUAGAAGGAAAUUUCACUCAGCUACAGUGGGGCUCCAGUCUGAAUCUUCUGGCAGCAAACAAUUCACAGACAGUACUGAUUCUGUGGGAGCAUGUCAUGUCAGCCCACUUCAGCCAGCAGGUGGCAGCAGUGCAGCUUACCCCAACACAACUCAGCAUCGCUCAGUUCAAUUCAGGAGUGCACCUUGCUCUGCAGUCUGAUAUGCAUAUUAAAGGAGUGUGUGUUACCAAGGACUCGGUGACUAUCUGGAAUUGUAAGCAGGUCACUGUGUAUGAGCUUUCAGGGACAGUUCUACGCAAUACAGGAUCAUUUUCUUGUGAUUCCCACGUUGUAGCUGUACAUGAUGAGAACCUCUACACUGUAGAACCAAACAGAGUGCAAAUCCGUACACCACAGGGCACAGUGAAGCAGCUUCUAACCUUCUCCAAGGCAGAGGGAAACCCUGUGCUAUUGAGUGUGUGUCAGUCUUACCUGGUGGUUGGCACAGACACGGCUCACAUCAGAGUUUUUGACCUCUCUAGAAGAGAUGCCAAAGCUCACUGCAGUGCUAAGAACCUGGCUGACCAGAUUACCAAUCUGGGAGCCUUGAGGUCAGUCAAGUGUAACGCCAAUGGCAGCCAAGUCAGCAUCCUAAUCUCUCAGGUUAAUGGCCGACCUGAUCACAAAGUGUACUUUUAUGACGUUGAGAUGGACACUGUGACACACUUUGACUUCUUCACUGGCAGACCAUCCAGUGGUAUCUCACAGCCAGAAGAAAGUGAAAAGCAGCAGCUUCAGGGGACAGAGCUCAGUGGUCGGUGUCCUGUAUCACACUUCUGGGAUGAGAGUGAACCUCGCCUUUUUGUUUGUGAGACAGUGCCAGUUGGGUCUGAAUCCUCUUCAAACAGUUACUUGGAUAUGGCGGAUGUGUUAGUGGUGACACUCUUCAGUACACAGGAGCAUGGGCUCCUCCUACAAGACUGCUACCCCAAACCUUCAGGCCUGCAAUCCCUCCUCGCUCUGGAUGUGCCCUACUAUUAUUUUAGCUGCAAGCCAGGAGAGAAGGAUCCAGGGUCAACGGAGGUUUCAUCUCCUUCGCACCAGACCAAACUAUCAAAAGGGCCCCAAUUCCCCCAAAUGGUGUCCAGACGACCUCUCAGAGACUUCGUGGGACUGGAGAACUGUGAGAAGGCCACGCGUGACGCCAUGCUCAACUUCAGCUUCUACCUGACUAUUGGCGACAUGGACGAAGCCUUCAAGUCAAUCAAGCUCAUCAAGAGUAAAGCAGUAUGGGAAAACAUGGCACGGAUGUGUGUGAAAACCCGCCGGAUGGAUGUGGCACGCGUGUGCCUUGGGAAUAUGGGAAAUGCCAGGGCAGCAAAAGCACUGAAGGAGGCGGAGACUGAGCCUGAACCAGAAGCCCAAGUGGCUAUGUUGGCCAUUCAGCUUGGCAUGCUGGAAGAUGCAGAAAAGUUGUACAAGUGCUGUCAACGCUAUGACCUGCUGAACAAUUUCUACCAGGCUUCUGGCCAAUGGCAGCUGGCUUUGGAAACGGCAGAAAGUCACGAUCGCAUCCAUCUGCGCACCACCUACUACAAUUAUGCCAAAUAUCUGGAGUCCAUGGGCGACAAGACACUGGCCCUUGUUUAUUAUGAGAAAUCAGACACACACAGGGUCGAGGUGCCAAGAAUGCUCCAGGAUGAUACGUCAUCUCUAGCGAUUUACGUUAACAAAAUGAAAGACAAGAACAUCUAUAAGUGGUGGGCCCAGUAUCUGGAGAGCCAGUCAGACAUGGAUUCAGCACUGCACUUCUAUGAGUGUGCUCAGGAUUACCUCUCCCUGGUUCGAGUCCACUGCUACAUGGGGAACAUUCAGAAGGCAUCUGAGAUAGCCAAUGAUACGGGUGACAGAGCAGCAUCUUACCACCUGGCCAGACAUUAUGAGGGCCAUGACGACAUCAAACAAGCAGUCCAUUUCUACACCCGAGCCCAGGCCUACAAUAAUGCUAUACGACUUUGUAAGGAGAACGGUCUGGACGACCAGCUGAUGAACCUGGCUCUGCUCAGUAACCCAGAGGACAUGAUGGAGGCUGCCUGUUACUAUGAGGAGAAAGGCACCCAUAUGGACCGAGCUGUCUCACUCUACCACAAGGCUGGUUAUGUCUCCAAGGCUCUAGAGCUGGCCUUUGCUACCCAACAGUUCUCUGCACUUCAGCUGAUUGCAGAGGAUCUGGAUGAGAACUCUGACCCGGCCCUCCUCGCUCGCUGCUCCGACUUCUUCAUCACACAUUCCCAGUAUGAGAAGGCUGUGGAGUUACUGGUAGCAGCCAAGAAGUACCAUCAGGCCUUGGAGCUGUGUGUGACCCAGAAUCUGACUAUCACAGAGGAUCUGGCUGAGCAAAUGACUGUAACUGACUCAAAAGACUUGUCCGAAGAGGCCCGCAAGGAACUGCUGGAGAAGAUAGCAGACUGCUGCAUGCGUCAGGGCAAUUAUCAUUUGGCCACGAAAAAAUACACGCAGGCAGGCAACAAACUCAAGGCAAUGAGGGCCCUACUGAAGUCAGGUGACACAGAGAAAAUAGUAUUCUUUGCCAACGUUUGUCGUCAGAAAGAGCUUUUCAUCAUGGCUGCCAACUAUCUUCAGUCUCUGGACUGGCGUAAAAAUCCAGAGAUCUUAAAGACCAUCAUUGGUUUCUACACUAAAGGCAGGGCACUGGAUCUGCUGGCUGGCUUCUAUGAAGCUUGUGCUCAGGUGGAGAUCGAUGAUUAUCAGAACUAUGAAAAGGCUCUGGAUGCUUUGACUGAAGCUGCCAAGUGUCUUUCAAAAUCAAAGGACGCUUCAACCGGACAACAGGAAGUAAGACUGGCUGACCUGCAGCAUAAGGUCGCUCUAAUCAAGAAGUUUGUCCACAUACGCAGGCUGUAUUCUGACGAUGCUGUGGAGGCAGUGCGGCUAUGUGAGUCCCUGUUAGAGGAGCCACAGCUGGACCCUGCUGUCAGGAUUGGAGAUGCAUUUGGUUUCCUGGUCGAGCAUCACUGUCAGCAAGGCAACUUAAAAGUGGCCUACCAUAAGCUGGAGGAGCUCCAGAAACUGUUGCCAUCUCAGAACGUUAGGUACUACAUUAGUCAGGCCAGUCUAGACGCCCUGCAGAAAGAGAUGGGUUUACCCAUGGGAUAUAGUGACCGCAGACACAGUGUGAAGGAGGAGGAUGAAGUGGAGGAGGAUUUAAAUGUGUCUUAAGUGAUUCUUCCAGAAAUUAAACUAUACAUAUCGAUAUAGUCAGCACUUAAUCGCACCGGAAAAGACUGUGUAGUUGGUUUUGUACACCAACAUGUGAUGCGUCAGAGUUGUCUUUGUUAAAACAGCACAGCAAAUGGGAGCAAACUCAUUAUUGCGUUUAACUUGAGUCUAUUACCACAGAAAACUGAUUUGACCCACGAAAAACUACAUGAAAGAUAUUAGGGUAGAAAUUAACGCAUGUUAAUGGAGAUAAUGGACUUACAAUGGGUCACAAUGCUCUGCAGAAGGAUAAUAAAUAAAUAACCCUGAACAUGUAUCAGCUACAGAACAGGGUAAAAAUGUUACAGGAGUUUCUGAGCAGAGUGAUUCAUUCGGUUUUGGCCUUGGAGCCACAUUUAGCUCUGAGCUUCAUCAUAGAUUUAUCCCCAGGUCAGCUUAGUGAUUUACAUGCAUUUGGUACAAUGUAUUUUUUUAAUUCAGUGUAUUACAUGUACAUAUCCUGACAGUGUCAAAACUUAUAUCUUUGUAAAUUAUUUUGCAUCUAUUUUUGAUAACCUAUGAGACCAUUUCUAUUGGUAUAUUAGAUAGUGAAUUACAUUGUUUCUAUACAUUGUAAAGUUCAUACAAUAAAACACAUUUAAAAUGGUUUCACUGGU
Molecule: messenger RNA, 5141 nt
Organism: Mugil cephalus (flathead mullet)
Lineage: Eukaryota; Metazoa; Chordata; Actinopteri; Mugiliformes; Mugilidae
Gene: ift140
Product: intraflagellar transport 140 homolog (Chlamydomonas)
Exons: 30
Coding region: 154-4485 (1443 amino acids)
Biological process (GO): intraciliary retrograde transport
Cellular component (GO): intraciliary transport particle A; ciliary basal body; axoneme
Molecular function (GO): protein binding
Source: RefSeq, a predicted model, not a curated record